GAUGACUCAGUGGUAUCAGUUACAGCAACUUGAUUCCAAGUUUUUGGAGCAAGUUCACCAGCUAUACGAUGACAGCUUUCCUAUGGAAAUCAGGCAGUACCUGGCACAGUGGCUGGAAAACCAGGAUUGGGAACAUGCAGCCAACAACGUAUCUUUCGCUACGGUGUUAUUCCAUGACCUGCUGUCACAGCUCGAUGAUCAAUUUAGUAGAUUCUUGAUAGAAAACAACUUUUUGCUGCAACACAACAUAAGGAAAAGCAAACGUAAUCUUCAGGAUAACUUCCAAGAAGACCCAGUACACAUGGCAAUGAUCAUCUACAGCUGUCUGAAAGAAGAGAGGAAAAUACUGAACAGUGCCCAGUUGUCAAGUCAGAUGGAAGUGGGGAGCAUACAGAACACUGUGAUUGGGAUGCUGGACAAACAGAAGGAGCUUGAUGCGAAAGUUAAGGCUGUAAAAAACAGCGUUAUAGACGUGGAGCAAGACAUCAAGACAUUAGAGGAUAUGCAAGAUGAAUAUGACUUUAAAUGUAAAACCUUGCAGAGUAGAGAGCACGAGUCCAAUGGUGUGUCACAGGAGGAAUACAAGAAAGAACAGAUGAAUCUCAAUAAGAUGUUUUUAUCACUUGACCUUAAGAGAAAGGAAGUGGUGAACAAGAUAGUACAGCUGCUGAACAACACAGAGCACACACAGAGUGCUCUUAUUAAUGAGGAGCUGGUGGAGUGGAAACACAGGCAACAGACUGCAUGCAUUGGUGGCCCACCCAACGCUUGUCUUGACCAGCUACAGAACUGGUUCACCAUUGUUGCUGAAAGUCUACAGCAAGUUCGACAGCAGCUCAAAAAGCUUGAGGAACUGGAACAGAAGUUCACCUAUGACCCUGAUCCCAUCACAAAAAAUAAACAAGUCCUGCAGGACCGAACAUACAGUCUUUUCAAACAACUCAUCCAGAGCUCCUUUGUGGUAGAGAGGCAGCCUUGCAUGCCAACACAUCCUCAGAGGCCCUUAGUCCUGAAGACAGGAGUACAGUUCACUGUAAAGCUGAGAUUGCUGGUGAAAUUGCAGGAAUUGAACUACAACUUGAAAGUGAAGGUUUUAUUUGAUAAAGAUGUAAGUGAGAAGAACUCAGUCAAAGGGUUCAGGAAAUUUAAUAUUUUGGGUACAAGCACAAAAGUAAUGAACAUGGAAGAAUCUACUAAUGGAAGUCUAGCAGCAGAAUUCAGGCAUUUGCAACUGAAAGAACAGAAAAAUGCAGGAAGCAGAACAAAUGAGGGUCCUCUCAUUGUAACAGAAGAACUUCACUCUCUGAGUUUUGAGACGCAGCUGUGCCAGCCUGGCUUGGUAAUAGACCUAGAGACCACAUCCCUUCCCAUUGUUGUGAUCUCAAACGUGAGCCAGCUUCCAAGUGGAUGGGCUUCUAUCUUAUGGUUCAACAUGCUGUCUACUGAUCCCAAGAACUUGUCAUUCUUUCUGAAUCCACCCUGUGCGAAGUGGGCUAAACUUUCUGAAGUUUUGAGUUGGCAGUUUUCUUCUGUAACAAAGAGAGGACUCAAUGCAGAUCAGCUGAGCAUGCUGGGAGAGAAGCUACUUGGGCCAACAAACGGAGGAUUUCACGAUGGCCUCAUUCCUUGGACAAGAUUCUGCAAGGAAAAUAUAAAUGAUAAAAAUUUCCCCUUUUGGCUGUGGAUUGAGGGAAUCCUGGAGCUUAUUAAGAAACACCUUCUGUGUCUCUGGAAUGAUGGAUGCAUCAUGGGUUUCAUCAGUAAAGAGAGAGAACGUGCUUUGUUGAAGGACCAGAGUCCAGGAACAUUUUUACUAAGGUUCAGUGAAAGCAGCAGAGAGGGAGCCAUCACAUUUACUUGGGUAGAAGGAUCUCAAAACGAGCCCCAGUUCCACUCGGUAGAACCGUACACCAAGAAGGAGCUCUCUGCUGUGACUUUCCCUGAUAUCAUUCGCAACUACAAAGUGAUGGCAGCUGAAAACAUUCCUGAAAAUCCGCUGAGAUUUCUCUACCCAAACAUCCCCAAAGACAAUGCCUUUGGCAAAUACUACUCCAGGCCCAAGGAGGCACCAGAGCCUAUGGAUUUGGAUGGCCCCAAGGGAACCGGCUACAUCAAGACUGAGUUAAUCUCUGUAUCUGAAGUCCACCCUUCCAGGCUCCAGUCUCCAGAAAACCUGCUCCCCAUGUCUCCUGAAGAGUUUGAUGAGGUGUCUCGGAUGGUGGGCUCUGCAGAGAUUGAUACAGUGAUGUGUUCGGCGUAUUCAACUUAAAGGCUGAGCUUUUUGCUGCAUCAUUAACACAGCUGAUUGGCUUAUGCAUCCCGCUCUGCAGUCAACGACUCGGUGACACGCUCCACUUCAGUUCUUUGGUUUCUCAACCUGAAGGUUCAGUAGCAAUUUUUAAUUCAUGGGAAUGUAAACAGCAGUCUGAGUAGCCUCUCGCAUGCACUUUUUUUGUUUAGAAGUUCUUUGUUAAAGAAUUUCCAGUUAUGGAGAUACCAUGCCCGAGCGGAGGAGGAGGGGAGGAUAGGAAGGAGAAGUCCUCAGUGAAAGUGAUGGGAGAAACAUGCAUUUUUUUGUUUAAGGCAAUUAGUUAAAUGUAAUGUUUAAAAUAGUUGGCAGUACAUAGGCGGCUUCAAAGCAAAGCUGGUUCUUCUGCAGAGGUUCUGGUCAGAAAGCUUGCCCCUUCUGCUUAACUACUUCUGAAGAACUUUCACAGCUUUGAAUUGUCAUCUGCAUCACAGAAAGGAGAGGAGAAACACUGCAGGUAUAUGCCACAUAGAAUCCAUAUGCUGCUGAAGUUUUCCUGGUUUCAUCUUUUCUAUGGCAUACUGAGAGAACAUAAGCCAAAAACGUUAUCUGCCUUUCAUUUUGGCUUGUUUCUUAAGGCAAGGUCUUUCUGUGUAGGAUGUUUAGCACAACCUUCCUCAUAAAGAGCACUUCUUAGGACACUGUCUUGAGGCUGUAUUGGCACACGUUGGGCUUGCAGCUCAACAUGUACCCUACAGACCGUGGUCAGGCUGUCUGACCUACUCCUAAAGAGGGCAAAACCGGUUGGAGGACGUUUUCACUCACGGUGAUUUGAUCCCUCAUAUCUUUUACAAUAAUACAUGUCCCAUUUAGGUUUUAACAGGUGGAAUGGAACUUAAUUUUCUCAUGCAGUAUGAAUCAGGGCAUUUCUGUAAGUGUUGAUUUGAGCUAGAAGACCCGACGGGCUUUGAUGACGAAGCGGUUUUGCAAUUAGGGGUGAGGCACAGGAUGUACUGAGUAACGGCCGCAGGAUGUGCAGUCUUUAGUGCUUGAAGGAUGAAGCUGUGCUUCCACCAGAGGAGGAGCAGAAAAAUGUAAAGGACCUAGACCCUGCAACAUAAUUAUUUAAAUAGAAAGGAUUGAUGAACUGACUUCUUUUUGGUACCCUGAUUUACCGAGGUUACAAAUGCUACGGAGUAUCACAGCUGGUGACUUCAUGCUUUUAUGUAGCUGACUGUGUAUCUUUAUUGUAAUAUAAAAAACAAAUAUUUGUUUCUUGAGCUACACCUUGUACUCAUGUUCGUUUUAAUUACUUUUGUACUCACCAGGGCGAAAUUUGCUUGUGAGACUUAAAGCAAUGGCCUUUUUGAUGGUUUUGUCUUCGCACAGCCAAUACUUCUAAAAGCAAUGUUUUUUCCCUGAUGGAAUAUUCUUUAGCCAUUUGAAAUAAAUGGAACUGUCAAUUGAAA
Calidris pugnax (ruff) is the source of this 3717-nucleotide messenger RNA. It is a transcript of the gene STAT1, whose product is annotated as signal transducer and activator of transcription 1. The record is from RefSeq and is a predicted model, not a curated record. The transcript has 23 exons. Bases 2 to 2269 code for a protein of 755 amino acids. Gene Ontology annotation, molecular function: RNA polymerase II cis-regulatory region sequence-specific DNA binding; DNA-binding transcription factor activity, RNA polymerase II-specific. Gene Ontology annotation, biological process: response to peptide hormone; regulation of cell population proliferation; type I interferon-mediated signaling pathway. NCBI's taxonomy places the organism in Eukaryota, Metazoa, Chordata, Aves, Charadriiformes, Scolopacidae.